Messenger RNA from Amphimedon queenslandica, 3740 nucleotides. RefSeq names its product intraflagellar transport protein 122 homolog. Gene Ontology annotation, cellular component: intraciliary transport particle A; non-motile cilium. The transcript is spliced from 38 exons. NCBI's taxonomy places the organism in Eukaryota, Metazoa, Porifera, Demospongiae, Haplosclerida, Niphatidae. Gene Ontology annotation, biological process: intraciliary retrograde transport; non-motile cilium assembly; protein localization to cilium. The coding region runs from base 86 to 3640 and encodes 1184 amino acids. The record is from RefSeq and is a predicted model, not a curated record. Gene Ontology annotation, molecular function: protein binding.
UAAUUAAUUCCAAUAAUUCGCGGUAUUUUUCCCCAGCAUUUGCCGCCCUUCUCCUGUCCCGGUGUCCCCUGUUGCAAAUGCCAUUAUGCCACUUAAAGCCAAUAUUGUUUGGAAGAACCAGCUUAAAGACAAAGAUGGAGGAUCGCUACGCAUUUAUGACAUUGCUUUCAAUCCUGAUGGUAGUCAUCUGGUCGUUGCUGCUGGUAACAGUAUUCAAGUUUUUGAUGCUAAAGAUGGCACAAUGAUUAAUAAACUUAAUGCUCACAAAAAUAUAGUGCAUGGUCUCACUUAUUCUAGAGAUGGAGCAUUUUUUGCAUCCGGAAGUGCUGACAAAACUGUUAUUAUUUGGACAAGGGAAUUAGAAGGACAGUUAAAAUAUUCGCAUGCAGAUGGCAUACAGUGCUUGGCCUACAAUCCAGUUUCUCACCAAAUCCUGAGUUGUGCUACCAGUGAUAUUGGUUUAUGGUCACCUGAACAUCGAAAUGUUGCUAAAAGAAAGGUAUCCUGUCGUGUUUGUUCCUGUAGCUGGACUAAUGAUGGGCAAUACUUUGCACUUGGUCUUUUUAAUGGCCUUGUGUCUAUAUGGACAAAGAAUGGAGAUGAGAAAAUUAAAAUUGAAAGGCCUGGUAAUCACCCUGUAUGGUGUUUAGCCUGGAAUCCAUCAAGGGAUGAUCAGUAUGACAUUUUAUCAGUUUGUGAUUGGGGUCAAAGACUAAGCUUUUAUCAGCUCAGUGGGAAGCAAAUUGGAAAGGAUCACCCUUUAGACUUUGAUCCUUGCUUUUUUACUUAUUCUGUUGAUGGAGAUUUCUUUUUAAUUGGCGGCUCCAACAAAUCCACUUGUCUCUUUUCCAAAGAAGGUAAUAAAUUGGGAUUAUUAGGAGAAACACAGAACUCAUGGAUAUGGUCUUGCCAGUGUCGACCUGGUGGCAAAGAGGUAGUCAUAUCAUGUGAUGAUGGCACAAUUGCAUGUUACAGUGUCACUUUGGUUACUGUCCAUGGACUUUAUAAAGAUAGGUAUGCUUAUAGACAUGGAUUAACUGAUGUAGUUGUUCAGCAUUUGCUAUCUGAGGAAAAGGUUCACCUCAAGUGCCGAGAUAUGGUGAAAAAAAUUGCAGUUUACAAAAACCGUUUAGCAGUACAACUUCCAGAUAAGUUAAUUGUGUAUGAGCUUUCUACAAAUGCAAAAAGUGGAGAUAUGACUUACUUUGUUAAGGAGAAAAUAAGUCGUAGUUUGCAGUGUAGUUUGUUGGUUUGUUGUAGCGAGCAUAUUGUGUUUUGUUCUGAUAAAAAGCUUCUUUCACUAACUAUGAAAGGAGAAAUUGAAAGGGAGUGGGUAGUAGAUAGCCAGAUUCGCUACUUAAAAGUGCUUGGAGGUGCUUCUGGUAAUGAAGCAAUGUUAGCUGGGCUCAGAAAUGGCCUGAUUUUAAAGUUUUUUCUUAAUAAUCCUUUUCCUGUUGAAGUUUAUAGAAUUCCUGGUGUUGUCCGAUGUGUUGAUAUCAAUUUAAAUCACUCAAAAUUAGCCGUAGUUGAUGAGAACAAUCUCCUUGUGGUUUAUGAUCUAAUGAAAAAAGUACUAAUAUAUCAAGAACCCAAUGCAACGAGUGUAGCUUGGAAUACAAGUUUCAAUGACAUGUUGUGUUAUAGUGGCAAUGGUAUACUUUAUGUCAAAGCUGGUAAUUUUUUACCACAUCAACAGCAAUUGCAAACUGGGCAAGGAUUUGUAGUAGGAUUUAUUGGCUCUAAGAUAUUUAGUCUUCAUUACUUUAACAUGACUACUACUGAAGUUUCUCAGAGUGCUACAAUGAAGCAGUACCUUGAACAACGAAUGUACUUUGAUGCCUAUAAAGUAGCCUGUUUGGGUGUUUCACAGAAUGAUUGGCAGACUCUUGCUCUUGAAGCAUUAGAAGGAAUGAAUUUUGAAAUUGCAAAAAAAAGUUUUGCCAGAGUUCACAACAUCAAGUUUCUAGAGCUAAUACGUCAAAUGGAGAUCAAGCAUAAAGAUUCUCAAGGUGAAGGAGGAAUGGAGUCUUUCUUUGGAGAUAUACUUGCGAAUGAAGGAAAAUUCCUUGAUGCUGCAAAGGUGUACUGUAAGAGCAAUUUAAACGACAAGGCAGUUGAAAUGUAUACUGAUCUGUGUCAAUUUGAACUCGCUAAACAAUUUAUGAAUGAGCCUGAUAAAAUGGAGCAGAAGUCUGUAGUUGUAAGGGAGCUGAAGGUAAAAGAAGCUGAUUGGGCGAGAACUAAAAAUGAUCCUAGCAAAGCAUGUGAUAUGUAUUUGUCAGCUGGUGAAUACAUGAAAGCUGUCACACUAAUGGCUGAUAACAGCUGGACACAAAAGCUACUUGAGUUUGGCACUUCUGUCUCCAAGACUCAUAAAGAGCCACUGAGCUUAUGUGCUUAUCAUUUGAAAAGAUUAGGGGAGUAUAAUUUUGCAGCUGAUAUUUAUGAAAAAUUGGAGGAUUAUUUUUCCCUUGUGGCUCUGUAUGCUGAAACACACCAAUGGGAAAAAGGUUUUGAUUUGGUAGAGGGAAAACCAGAGAUUAAGGAUUUAUUAUAUUUGCCGUACACGACAUAUCUAAUGGAAAAUGAUAGAUUUGAAGAGGCCCAAGAAGCUCUUAGUAAAGCUGAGAAGCAAAAUGAAGCAGUAUCACUACUUGCUCAGUUAACUUCAAGUGCAUUAUCAAUGAAACGAUUUAAAGAUGCUAGUUACUAUCAUUGGCUACAAGCAAAAGCUUAUUUGAAAGAAGCUAAACAGCUUUCUGAAGGUAGCGAAGCCAUGAAAGAAUCUAUAUACAUGUUUCACUGGCACAUCAAAAAUUCAGAAAUUUAUUAUGUUUACCAACAUAUUCAUUCAUUCAUUAAUUUACCAUUUACUGGCCAAUUGCCAGAGACGAUGUUUCAUAUGGCAUGCUUUCUUGCAAAUCACUUAACAAACAACACUCCUCCUAAAGUUUCUAAAGUCUAUACAUAUUUAACAUUGGGGAAACAUGGCACAACAAUUGGAGCAAACAAAACAGCUCGUUAUGCUUAUGACAAACUACAAAAUUUUCUUGUUCCAUCUGAUUUUCAAGAUUUUAUUGAUACAGCACAAAUGAUAUUAAAGGGUAAAUCAUUGCAAGACACUGAGGAUGCUUUAAGAUUCUGCUAUCGCUGUUCUACAUCAAAUCCUCCAAUUAAUCCUGAUGGUGACUUUUGUGUGACUUGCAGUCAGCCAUUUUUAUACUCCUUUGCUUCUUUUGAAGUAUUGCCUUUAGUUGAGUUUUUCCUGGAAGAUGGUAUCAGUGAUGAAGAAGCAUUGGAACUCAUUGCUGCAGAGCCACCCACUGAAGACAGUGAAAAUAUUCUCAAGUUAAAUGAUGCUAAAAAUGAUUUAUUUGUCCAAAGGCUAAUGAUGAUUGAUGACAAUGGGGACUAUCCUACAGUAACUGUCGACAGGGGCACAUUGGCAAGCAUGCACCGGACUGCUGUCAUUGUUAAAAAGUGGCCCUUUCCCCUGAAGUACCAGUACUACUGUUCUCAAGUACCCAAUGUCCCAAUUAGACUUUGCUCAUCAUGCAACCAGAUGUUUUAUUCUGAAGAUUAUGAGUUACAUGUCCUUUGUAAUGGUCAAUGUCCAUUCUGCAGACAAAAGACUUUUUAAUAACUAGAUCAUGAUAACAGUAUCUAUAAUAAGACAGUCAUUAUACAUAAAGCUAUGUUUUUAUGCGAGCUAAAAUGACUUCAAGUUCUUCUUUAGAAUA